Molecule: messenger RNA, 1372 nt
Organism: Anoplophora glabripennis (Asian longhorned beetle)
Lineage: Eukaryota; Metazoa; Arthropoda; Insecta; Coleoptera; Cerambycidae
Product: septin-2
Exons: 8
Coding region: 204-1301 (365 amino acids)
Biological process (GO): regulation of exocytosis; cytoskeleton-dependent cytokinesis
Cellular component (GO): synaptic vesicle; septin ring; septin complex
Molecular function (GO): GTPase activity; GTP binding; molecular adaptor activity
Source: RefSeq, a predicted model, not a curated record
ACCCACCAUCGCCAGCACCGCGAUCUCUCCGUUAUGUCAUAAUAAUAAAAUCUUUGUGUUCAACGUCAGGUACUCCAUUUACCAUAAAAUGUUCAAAUAGUAAAUAGCAGUCGGAGGCCGGUGCUUGCGGAGUGAAACGCUUCUAGUGCGCGUCGAGUGACGGUGUGUUUUGAAAAAGGCGAAGAGGAUACAUCGCAUACAUCAUGUCAGACAGAGACCGUGAUUACAUCGGUUUCGCCACACUACCCGACCAGGUCCAUAGAAAAUCGGUAAAAAGGGGAUUCGACUUCACCCUCAUGGUGGUCGGUGAGUCUGGCUUGGGCAAGAGCACCCUGAUCAACAGCUUGUUCCUGGAGGACCUUUACAAGAACCGGAAGAUACCGGACGUCAGCGAACGCAUUCAGAAGACGACGGCCAUCGAGAAAAAGACCAUGGAGAUCGAGGAAAGAGGCGUAAAAUUAAGACUGACGGUGAUCGAUACUCCCGGAUUCGGAGAUGCUGUCAACUGCGAAGACAGUUGGAAGGUCUGCACAAACUACAUAGACGAACAGUUCAGGCAAUAUUUCACCGAUGAGAGUGGGUUGAACCGCAGGAAUAUACAAGACAAUAGGGUGCAUUGCUGUCUUUAUUUCGUGCCACCCUGGGGACAUAGCUUAAGACAAAUGGACCUCGAAUUGAUGAAAAGACUGCACCGUAAAGUAAACAUAGUCGUAGUCAUCGCCAAAGCAGACACCUUAACCUCCUCAGAAGUGGCCAAAUUGAAGAAAAACAUCCUGAACGAUAUCAGGGAUAACGGAAUUCAAAUGUACGAGUUUCCUGAAUGUGAUAGCGACGAGGACGAAGAGUUCAAACAGCAAGACCGAGAACUGAAAGCGAGCAUACCUUUCGCGGUGGUGGGCAGUAACGCCACCCUCGAGAUCGCCGGGAAAAAGAUCAGGGGUAGGCAGUACCCCUGGGGUGUCGUUGAUGUGGAGAAUCCGAAACACAGCGAUUUCAUAAAGUUAAGGACUAUGUUGAUUUCCACUCACAUGCAGGAUCUGAAGGACGUGACGGAGGACGUGCAUUACGAAAAUUUUAGGGCACAAUGCAUAUCACAGAUAUCCCAGCAUGCAAGGGAACGAGGUAAACUGAAAAGAGACUCGGCUCCUUAUGAAUCUGAUAUUACAGACACAGAUAGAUUGCUGAUACAAAAGGAUGAAGAGAUACGUCGAAUGCAAGAAAUGCUAAAGCAAAUGCAGGAGAAACUAAAGGUUGAUGCUCAAGACAGUAAUAAGAAACAUGAAAGUAUUAUUGAUGUGUAGAAGUUGUUGUUGGGUGUCUUUAGUACCAAAGAAUCUUAGUUAAUUUUUUUCAUAUUUAUAAUCAAUAUUUA